AGAAAGAGAGGCGCCUCCGAGCAAAUGACAGAGAGUUCAAUCUGAAAUUUAAAUAUGCGACCAAUGCAAUCAAGACCUCCAAGUACAACGUAUUCACCUUCCUGCCGCUCAACCUCUUCGAGCAGUUCCAGCGGGUGGCCAACGCUUACUUCGUCUUCCUCCUCAUCCUGCAGCUCAUUCCACAAGUCUCCUCCUUGUCCUGGUUCACGACGGUGGUCCCUCUGGUGCUGGUGCUAACCGUGUCUGCCGUGAAAGAUGCCACGGAUGACUUUUAUCGGCACAAAAGUGACAAUCAGGUCAAUAAUCGCACAGUGCAGGUGCUCGCCAAAGGAGGGUUCACCAGCGAGAAAUGGAUGAAGGUCCAGGUGGGCGACAUCAUCAAAUUAGAGAACAACAACUUUGUGACGGCAGAUCUGCUGUUACUGUCCAGCAGCGAACCGAACAGUCUGGCGUACAUUGAGACCGCCGAGCUUGAUGGGGAAACCAACCUGAAGGUGAAGCAGUCGCUGACCAUAACGGGGGACAUGGGGGAAGACCUCAACCAGCUGUCAGAGUUUGAUGGUGAAGUAGCGUGCGAGGCCCCCAAUAACCGAUUGGACACAUUCACCGGAACGCUGACCUACCAGGAAGAGAAAUACGCUUUGGACAAUGGCAAGAUCCUUCUACGCGGCUGCACGAUCAGGAACACGGAGUGGUGCUUUGGGAUGGUCAUCUUUGCGGGUCCGGACACUAAGCUGAUGCAGAACAGCGGCCGCACCACCCUGAAGAGGACCAGUAUAGACCGUCUCAUGAAUAUUUUGGUGCUAUGGAUCUUUGUCUUCUUGGCUGUCAUGUGCAUCAUCCUGGCUAUCGGCAAUGGGAUUUGGGAAUCCAAGCAAGGCUAUUACUUCCAGGUGUUUCUCCCAUGGGCAGAAGGCGUGCACAAUGCUGCCUUCUCGGGGUUCCUAAUGUUCUGGUCGUACGUCAUUAUCUUAAAUACCGUGGUGCCCAUCUCACUCUACGUAAGUGUUGAGAUCAUUCGGCUGGGGAACAGCUUCUACAUUAAUUGGGACCGGAAGAUGUAUUACCCCAAGAAGGACACCCCGGCGGAGGCCCGAACCACCACCCUCAAUGAGGAGCUGGGGCAAAUCAAAUACAUUUUCUCUGACAAGACUGGAACCCUCACCCAGAACAUCAUGACCUUCAACAAGUGUUCCAUCAAUAGCAACUCCUACGGGGACGUGUUUGACUAUGCUGGAAAUAGACUGGAGAUUAAUGAGUACACAGAAAAGGUGGAUUUUUCCUACAAUCCUCUGGCUGACCCCAAGUUCUUUUUUCAUGAUCACCGAUUGGUGGAGUCGGUGAAGAUGGGUGACCCGUCCACUCAUGAGUUCUUCCGGCUGCUGGCGCUGUGCCACACGGCGAUGACUGAGGAAAAGAAGCCAGGUGAACUGGUGUACCAGGCCCAGUCUCCAGACGAAGGUGCUCUGGUGACCGCCGCCAGGAACUUCGGCUUUGUGUUUCGCUCCCGGACACCAGAGACCAUCACCGUGGUGGAGAUGGGGACGACCAAAGUGUACGAUUUGUUGGCUAUUUUGGACUUCAACAAUGACCGCAAAAGGAUGUCUGUGAUUGUGCGGAGCCCAGAGGGACGUCUGACGCUUUACUGCAAAGGGGCCGACACCAUCGUUUACGAACUUCUCGAGCGCUCAAGUGAAGACUUGAAGGAGGUGACCACCGACCAUCUGAAUGAGUUUGCCGGUGAAGGCCUGCGCACGCUGGUUCUGGCUUACAAGGAUCUGGACAAGACCUACUUUGCAGACUGGAAGAAACGGCACCACGAGGCCAGUACGUCCCUGGAGGACCGCGAUGAGAAGCUCUCAAAGCUGUAUGAAGAGAUCGAGACUGACCUGAAGUUAAUUGGAGCCUCUGCUAUAGAAGACAAACUCCAGGAUGGUGUCCCCCAGACCAUCGAGAUCCUGACCAAGUCCGACAUUAGGAUCUGGGUCCUCACAGGGGACAAACAAGAGACGGCUGAGAACAUCGGAUACUCGUGUAACAUGCUGCAGGAUGAGAUGAAGGAGGUUUUCAUCAUCAAAGGUACCAGCUCCGAGGAGGUUCUGGAUGAGCUCAGGUCCGCUCGGAGGAAGAUGAACCCGGACUCCUUCCUGGACACCUACGCUGUGAAUGUUCACAUAAAGGAUGGAUCGAAAAAAACUCAGAUGAUCCCGGACGAUGAGCUGGAGGGAGAGAACACCUACGGGAUUAUCAUCAACGGCCACAGCCUGGCUUACGCUCUGCAGGAGAAGAUGGAGGUGGAGCUGCUGAGGACGGCGUGUAUGUGCCAGGCGGUGAUCUGCUGCCGGGUCACCCCCCUGCAGAAGGCUCAGGUGGUCCAGAUGGUGAAGAAGUACAAGAAGGCCAUCACCUUGGCGAUCGGGGACGGCGCUAACGACGUCAGUAUGAUUAAAACUGCCCACAUCGGGGUGGGGAUUAGCGGGCAGGAAGGGAUGCAGGCCGUGCUAUCCAGCGACUUCUCCUUCGCCCAGUUCCGUUACCUGCAGCGCCUCCUCCUGGUCCAUGGCCGCUGGUCCUACAUCCGCAUGUGCCAGUUCCUCCGCUACUUCUUCUACAAGAACUUCACCUUCACCCUGGUCCACUUCUGGUACGCAUUCUUCUGCGGCUUCUCUGCUCAGACGGUUUAUGACGAGUGGUUCAUCACAUUGUAUAAUCUGGUGUACACCUCGCUACCUGUACUGGGGAUGAGCCUCUUCGAUCAGGAUGUGGAUGACCGAUGGAGCAUGGAGUACCCGCAGCUGUAUGAACCCGGGCAGAAGAACCGCUACUUCAACAUCAAGGAGUUUGUGAAGUGUGUGAUCCAUGGGGUGUACAGCUCCCUUGUCCUGUUCUUCAUUCCGUAUGGGGCACUGUAUGACACAGUGAGGGAUGAUGGGAAAGCCGUGUCCGACUACCAAUCCUUUGCCUUGAUGGCUCAGACAUGCCUGCUGCUUGUGGUAUCGGCUCAGAUCGGCCUGGACACUGCCUACUGGACAGCCGUCAACCAGUUCUUCAUCUGGGGCAGCAUAGCCGUCUAUUUUGCCAUCAGUUUUACCAUGUACAGCGAUGGGAUGUAUCUGAUCUUUACGGCUUCCUUUCCGUUCAUCGGAACUGCGCGGAACUCCUUGAACCAGCCCAGCAUUUGGUUCGCCAUUUUCCUGACCGUGGUCCUCUGCGUCCUGCCGGUGGUGGCCUACAGGUUCCUGAGGUCGCUGCUGAGACCCACCUUCAGUGACCGGAUCCAGAAAAAAAUCAGCGAGGCGAAGAAGCGCCCGCUCCCGCCGCUCCGGCUACGCCUUCUCCCACCAGCAGGGGUACGGAGACCUCAUCACCUCCGGCAGGAGCUUACGUCCCAGAAUGCACUUCCACCAGACCGGAAAGUUCUCCCCGAACGAGCGGAACCGCAACCUCUAACGGGAGGGGGGGAGGAGCCGGAGGGCGAGGAACCGUCCGGGGGGCAGUGA
Molecule: messenger RNA, 3500 nt
Organism: Nanorana parkeri
Lineage: Eukaryota; Metazoa; Chordata; Amphibia; Anura; Dicroglossidae
Product: phospholipid-transporting ATPase ID-like
Exons: 27
Biological process (GO): Golgi organization; phospholipid translocation
Cellular component (GO): plasma membrane
Molecular function (GO): magnesium ion binding; ATP hydrolysis activity; ATPase-coupled intramembrane lipid carrier activity
Source: RefSeq, a predicted model, not a curated record